GGACCAUCACGCCCUCCACCAGUUACAGCCCAGCCCACUGAUGCAUCACGGGAGUCGUAGGCAGGAGGGAUUCUGGGAAAUGUAGUCUGGGAACACCGCCCCCUUUGCUGUUCCUGUAAUGGCUGCUUCCCAGAAGGCCCUGUCACGUGUAAUCUCUUAGCCUUGGCGUCCGGAAAUCCAGAAAGGGAGAAUUUCAAGUCAGACAGAAGUUUACAUAUUGUUUCUUUGGAACUUUCAGCCCUCAACCUCCCGACAUCAUGACCUCAGUCUCAACACAGUUGUUCCUAGUCCUCAUUUCACUGCUUCUGGUUCUGCCUGUCGUUGAAGCAGUAGAAGCUGGAGAUGCAAUUGCUCUCUUGUUAGGUGUGGUUCUCAGCAUUACAGGCAUCUGUGCUUGCUUAGGGGUGUAUGCACGAAAGAGAAAUGGACAGAUGUGACUUAAGGGCCUGCUGAAUCAAACUGCAUUCUAAAAACCUUUGUACUGUUGAGACCUUACCUGACUUUGGUGUCUACAGUUACCAACAUACAGUGAAUAUGGUGUUUCCCAUGGGGAGAGGGGUGCGGAAUGCAUAUUUGUUAAGUGGGAAAAAUUGUUUUCUUUAUAACAAGUAAUGCACUGAAAAAUGCAGCCAAUAGUUUGUUACUUAAAAAGCAGGUCAAAACUGUAAGAUGGCUAAAAACGUAAUAUGACUUUAAAAUGAAUAAGUAAUAUUUCAUAAUUUCAAAAUUCCCAGAGCACAUGAAAAAGAAAUAAGUAAGUUCUUGCCCAGAAUUUUUCAAAUGACCAGUGUUUAGUUCUAAUUACUGCCUCCUGAAAGGUUGGGGAGUCCUUUUCUCCAUAUUUUCAGAUUUUUAUUUUGUUUUACAAGUUAAUAUUGUACUUCUAUAUCAAAUAGCCAAGCAUUGAAACUUUUAUCUCUGCCCCCCAGAGAAAGUUUAGAAAAAAAUAUACUCAUAGCUAAUAUUGGAAUGACAAAAAUGAAUAGAUUUAAUUUUUUUUACAAAACCUUUAUAUUGGCAUUGAAAUGGAAAAAAAAUUUACUGUAAUACAGAAAAAACCUUUUAUAUUGAAUGAAAUUCCCCUGGUGAGAAGUACAGUACUAUAUUAAAUAUAAACCUGUUAAUGUUGUAA
This is a messenger RNA of Cavia porcellus (domestic guinea pig), 1132 nucleotides long. RefSeq names its product small integral membrane protein 30 (gene Smim30). The coding region runs from base 258 to 437 and encodes 59 amino acids. The transcript is spliced from 3 exons. The record is from RefSeq and is a predicted model, not a curated record. NCBI's taxonomy places the organism in Eukaryota, Metazoa, Chordata, Mammalia, Rodentia, Caviidae.